This is a messenger RNA of Acanthocheilonema viteae, 2877 nucleotides long. NCBI's taxonomy places the organism in Eukaryota, Metazoa, Nematoda, Chromadorea, Rhabditida, Onchocercidae. The record is from the annotation of a GenBank genome assembly.
AUGUCAGAAGCUGUGCAUAUAACUAUUAGCGAGAAGGAUGUCAUCAAAAUUAUUUUGGAAUUCCUGGAAACUCGAAGCUUACAUAUUGCUCAGCUAUCACUGGAACGAGAGACCGGUAUAAUCAAUGGCGAUUUCUCAGAUGAUGUCUUGUUCUUGCGACAGUUAAUCCUAGAUGGUCAAUGGGAUAAUGCAUUAGAUUUUGUGGAACCUCUUCGAGAUUUGCCAGAUUUUAAUUUGCGAACAUUUCGAUAUUAUAUUACAAAAUAUAAAUAUUUCGAACUCUUAUGCAUCAGACAAGAGCCAGGCCCAAUGCAUGAUAACGAUUUUACGGUUGAGGAAUUGGUAGAAUGCUUAAAAGAUUUGGAACAUAUAUGUCCAUCGUCAGAGGACUUUCAUGCUCUGUGCGCUUUACUCACUUUGCCUAAAUUAUCUGAUCAUGUCGAUUUUAAAAGUUGGAAUCCAAGCAGCGCUCGAAUGGAGUGCUUUCAAAAGAUUGAACCAAUGGUUACACCUUUACUACCUUCAGCAGUAAAAAAUCCAGACCAACCGUCAUCAUCACAUUCUUUCAAUGAUCGUUUGAUGCAACUGGUCGUAAAAGGAACAAUGUAUGAAGGUUGUGUGGAUUACUGUCAGGCUCAGGCUAUCAAUGAUCAAAAGGGCAUCGAAAAGGGUGCAGUUCCAACAGGACUUCUGUCUACUAAACCACGGCUAAUGAAUACGGAUUUAUCAUUGAUAUCCUGGCUUGCAGCUAUUGGUCGCGGACAGUUUACACUGCCCUUUGAACAGAAAACUUUGGAUUUAAAAAAACCUAAAUUAGAAGCUCAAUGGACAGAACAUAUCCUUGCAACACCAAUCAAACCUGGUGGUACAUUUCCACAUGCUUUGGUUCCAAAUGUUAAGUUGAAAUGCGCUGAAAAAAUGAGCCGUUCUUUGGUACUACCAUCGAUGACAUCAUCGGUUACUGUUGGUGUUUUAUCCGGUACGCGAAGUCCCUUUCAUCCGAUGUCAUAUUCUACGAUGCCAUCAGUGGGUUUCUCAAUCCAAAGUAGCACAGAAGAACAUCCAAAAGAGGUGAUGGCACAAAGCCAGAUGAUUGAUGUAAUGUUCGAAACAUCGGAACACACCAGAAGUAGCCGACCUGAUAAAUCAUGCGAUCAGUUGCCACAUCCCAACACAGCACUAAUGCAAACAUCGGGUGUAAUGCUUAAUGCGUUGCAACGAAAUCAGCAAGGUAUGAUAACACAGAAUAUGGGUUUUGUUAACCCACGGAUGAUGCAUUCCAUGGCGCAAUUGUCCCUCUCUACAGAAAACACGUUACGUCAUCAAUUGGAAGAUAUGGCGCGACGUGGUCAAUGGAUAGGCUCCCUACCACCAGUACCUGAACUUUCUACACCAAACGAGUGCUCUUUGGUAGAAUCAGCACAAACUGAAAAUUCUUUGGAUAUUACCGCUGCACCAAACAAAAAUGAUUCAAUUCCACUAUCUCCAUUACAUUUUUCAUCAGCGUCGACAGGCGUCAAUAAUCCAAUGAGUACAUCUUUAUUCCAAGAAUUUUCAAAUCGACAACUACGUCAGCAAAAAAGACCACAAUUUACCACACCUUUACAAUUUUCGCAAAUUGCUGGUUUAAAUAGUCAGAUGAUGCAUAUCACAUCUGCGUCAAAUACGUCAGAGUCACCAAUGGUUGGUGGUGUAUCGUCACGAAAGAUGAAUAAAGCUCCACUCACGCCAGGUAGGAUACCAAAGGUUCCGGAAGUUAUGACAACUUCAGAAGCUCAUAUCGGACCUGUCGAAUCAGACCGAUCGCCAGUUCGGAGAAGUGCUAGCACUGCUGGUAUUCAAACUGCUACCACGGUAUCUCAGGCAGCUUGUUCAACAAAUGGACUCAGUGUGCAGUUUGUUCCAGUUUGUCGAUAUGAAGAUGUGCAAGCGAUACGGACCGUAGCAUUCCAUCCAACUGGUCGCUUUUUCGCACUGGGAACCAACUCGAAACAAAUGCUUAUCUGUAAAUAUCCUGACCUCAGAAAGUUCAGACCUGAAGAUGCUUCGCGUCAAAUUGAGGUCAUCUUAUCAAGGCCAAAGCAACAUCGCGGCAGUGUAUAUUGUUUGGGAUUCAAUCCUACCGGUGAAUUACUUGCAACAGGUUCCAAUGAUAAAACACUUCGAUUAAUGGCUUUUAACACUGAAAACUGCAAAAUUGGUGCAGAAACGGAGCUGAAUAUUCACGAUGGUACAGUUCGUGAUUUAAUUUUCAUGCAUGAUAAGACGAAUCGAAGUACAAUAUUAGUUUCCGGUGGCGCUGGCAAUUGCCGCAUUCAUUUAACGGAUUGCGCUACGGGUCAACCAUUAAGCUCUUAUCAGGGACAUACCGCUCCUAUUCUUGGCUUAUAUACAUGGUGUAACGGGUAUUUUGUUAGCUGCUCACAAGAUAAAACGAUACGAUUUUGGGAUCUAAGAGGUGCAGAAGCUGUAAACAUCAUUUCUCCGAAUUGUAAGACCUCUAAUGCACCAGUGACAUCAGUUUGCGUAGAUCCAAGUGGAAAACUACUAGUAUCGGGACACGAAGAUGCAUCAGUGAUGUUGUAUGAUAUUGUUGGUGGUAGAAUUGUGCAAAUUUAUCGACCACAUGGUGAUGAAGUUCGUACUGUACGAUUCAGUAACGCUGCAUAUUAUCUUCUUAGUGGCUCAUAUGAUAAAAGAGUGGUUAUCACAGAUAUGAGAGGUGAUUUGAUGACACCCUUAAUGUAUCUCCCAGUUGCUGAACAUAAUGAUAAAGUGAUACAAUGCAGAUGGCAUCCACAUGAUUUCUCAUUUUUGAGUACCAGCGCUGAUCGUACGGCAGUACUGUGGUCGCUUCCGCUUCCACAAUAUCAGUAA